AUGGAUUUGAGUGUUGUGAAUUAUGAUGAAGCUGAGUUCGCCAAAACGAACACCGGCAAUAAGGUCAGCAAGAAGCACGCGAUAACCGGAACACAGAAUAUUAUUAUUUCCGGAAAGACGAUAAUCGAAGAAGGCGUGUCGAUUCGAGGCGAUCUCGCGGCGGCGAAAAUCGGCAAAUACUGCAUCCUGAAAAGGAAAAGCAUCAUUCGACCGUGUCUGAAAAUUUUCAGCAAAAAACCGACAAUGUGCAAUGUGACAAUUGGCGAUUUCGUGUUCAUUGAAGAAGAAUGCGUUCUGAACGCGUCGCAAAUCUACUCAUUCGUGCACAUCGGUGCUCGAAGUGUGCUCGGCAACGGUUGUGUGAUUCGCGAGUGCUCGAGAAUUCUGCCGGACACCGUCGUGCCACCCGACAUCGUGUUCCCGCCAUUCUCCACCAUUGGCGGCAAUCCUGCUCGAGUCGUUGGCGCCGAGCCGGCGUGCACGGAGAGCCUGAUGAUCGAAGCGUGCACAAUGUACUACGAUAAUUUUGUGCCGCACAGCACGCACAAGACAUCGUUUGCUUGA
Caenorhabditis bovis is the source of this 564-nucleotide messenger RNA. Lineage: Eukaryota; Metazoa; Nematoda; Chromadorea; Rhabditida; Rhabditidae. The record is from the annotation of a GenBank genome assembly.